Messenger RNA from Cadophora gregata, 2163 nucleotides. RefSeq lists its product as uncharacterized. Bases 1 to 2163 code for a protein of 720 amino acids. Lineage: Eukaryota; Fungi; Ascomycota; Leotiomycetes; Helotiales; Ploettnerulaceae. The transcript is spliced from 3 exons. The record is from RefSeq and is a predicted model, not a curated record.
AUGACUUCUCAAUACUAUCAGCACCCUCCACAACCACCUCCCCCAGGACAAGCUCAAGCACAGGCUGGACUUGGAGAUCAAUCUCAACAGUCAGCUCAAGAUCGAGUCAUCCCUCAUGUCUACGCAAGUCCCUCAUUGAACGUGUUGACUUCGCCUCAGCGUCGAUACUACGAAGCACUUCAACGAGCAUACAGCCCACCAAGCGGACCAACUACAGGGAAUGUACAGGGUAUGGUUCCUGUCAAUAGUCUCUCACCUCUAGUAUCACCCAGCAGGCCUGCAACCAAUGCUCCCACCAACGGCACCAAUUCGGUUGGUACAAGCUCAAUAAGCAACUUCUCCCCUCAACAUCACCAGCAGUACUCUUCGUUUCACCAAGCCUCACUUCCGGUCCAGCAACCCUCACCAAGUGCGUCGAGUUCUCAAGUAUCGCUCAGCAGCUAUGAGACUGGCCCCAGUUCGACGAGCAGUGUCUCGCCGCAGCAUCAGGGACAGUACAAUCCAGAAGCACAAGUACAAGUGCAGCAAGUCAGGAAGCCGUAUACAUCGCCUUAUAAAUCUGGGGCUGGAGUGGCGUCUUCUCAGCUUUCUGUUGAUAGCAAUGGGUUUGGCAGUGGCUCCAUGAGUAGCGUCUCGCCUCAGCAUCAUGGAAGGAAUUAUCAGCAGGGAAUCCAAGGACAGCAAGUUUCGCCAGCUGCGUCAGGUCAGAUGUUUGCGGUCGGUGGUAGUGGGUUGAUGGGCACCACCUCGCCGCAAAAUCAAGGGCAGUAUUAUCAGCAGGUUCAGCAAGUAUUACCAGCUGCUGUCAAUGGAAAUACAAAUGGCUAUGGCACUGGUCCGGCGUUGAGCAGCAUCUCACCUCAACAUAGGCAGCAGCUUUAUCAUCAAGUCCAACAAGCAUCACCAACUGCGUCCGGCCAGACGCUCGCAGUCAAUGGAUAUAGUAGUGGGAUGGGCACAAGGUCGAUAGGCAGCAUAUCGCCGUCACGUACACAACAGUACUUGCAGCAAGCUCGACAAGCUCUCGGUCCUCCACCAGCUUUUGCAUUGUCUCGUACCAAUACUUCCAGUCCCCUGAAUGCUUUUUCGCCUCUAAACCCAGAGCAAGGUCAAUACAAAAGUCUGCACCAGCAGCCUCAAGCACAGGGUACAGGGUCGGUAUUAGUUGGACAGGGAUCUUUACGUGCAGGCGAUGAUCGUGAUGUGUUUACCGACGUGAGAGCUGAAGUAGAUGAGCAGGCCCAGCAGCUGUGGUAUUGGAUUGAGGUUGUCAAGCUCUGGACCUUCCACGAAGCCCACAUCUCCACCUCCUCAGCCUCCCACCUCGCAACCCUCUACAUCUCCAAACUCCCACCCAACCUCCCCAUCCACCACUCCGACCCGACCGCAACCGCGACCACCGCACACACCUCCAUCGUCUCAACCCUCCUCUCCGAAUCCCUCUCCCUCCUCCGCCACCUCACCCUCACCGUCCUCUUCCCCCUCGUCCACAAAUGGACGUCUAGCCCGCAGUACCACAUCCACAUGUCGCAGUCUCAGUCUCUAGCCAAGUCCCUCACUUACUCGCACACGCACACGCAAACCCGCUCCCGCUCCCGCUCCCGCACAGCUCAGCUUCAGUCUCAGCCUCUACCCUCCUAUCCAACCGACACGCGCUCCCACCGCCUCGCAUUCUGGCGCGACAAAGCCCUCGAGCGCACCGCCUUCGCUUCCGACUUCCCCGACGGGAGCACCGACCUCAGCACGCCCCUGGAGAAGUUCACGGAAGUGCUGGAGACGAUCCUGGAUCGGAGAUGGGUGUAUGGUGGAGAUGGAAAUGGAGGUGCGGGGGAUGGAGGGGAUGGUGGGAAGAUGAGUCGGGCGAUGAUGCGGGCGAAGAUGAAGGGGUAUUUUAUGUGGAAGUUUGUGCUGAGUGCGGAUGUGGUGUUUUUGGAGUUGGUGAGGAGGUUGGUGAGUGCAGGUGGGGGGGAGGCGUAUUGUGCGGAGAGGUGGAGGGAGGUGUAUUUUCCGGCUAUGAUUCCGCAGCUGGCGGCUAUCAACCAGGAUCCUCUCAUCAUUCCCUAUCUCGUUCGACCUGAUGAUUGGCCCUGCACUAUGAGUAUUGACGAGCAUGUUUUGAAUCGAUGCGUAGCUGUGAUUGCAGCUGGACCACGGUACCCUUAA